This is a messenger RNA of Gadus chalcogrammus (walleye pollock), 4489 nucleotides long. RefSeq names its product potassium voltage-gated channel, shaker-related subfamily, member 2b (gene kcna2b). The transcript is spliced from 3 exons. Bases 588 to 2084 code for a protein of 498 amino acids. Gene Ontology annotation, molecular function: delayed rectifier potassium channel activity; protein binding. Gene Ontology annotation, cellular component: axon terminus; voltage-gated potassium channel complex; juxtaparanode region of axon. Gene Ontology annotation, biological process: protein homooligomerization; potassium ion transmembrane transport. The record is from RefSeq and is a predicted model, not a curated record. NCBI's taxonomy places the organism in Eukaryota, Metazoa, Chordata, Actinopteri, Gadiformes, Gadidae.
AGGCGCGCGCACUGGGAUCUUAAAUGCGCUGCGAUGUCCAAACCUGCAGCCUACGCACCUGAACGACCGGGGGGCCGGACGACGAUGAUGGCGACUUUUUUCAUGAGAGACAUGACAAAAUAAGGCAAGAGCCUGCAAAGAGUGUGUCACUGGCUGUGGUGAAGGUGCGACGUCCGUCAGUGUGUACAGACGGUAGCUGUGUACACACAGGGGGGAGCGAGACGGGGGGAUGAAAGGACUUCCUCUGAAUGUUAAAAUAACCCUCGGGAGAAGAAGACCCCUUCGGAUAAACAUACAUGCAUCUCCGCGCCAAGAGGAAAAGGCCGGGGGCUUCGGGUGAUGUAGCGGGGUGGACCCGACUUGUCUCCAUUGGGCCCCAAUACGCAUCAGCGCUGAGCGGAGGGAGUCCCUCUUCUAGACUGUAAACAAGCCUUCCACGUCGUCGGCAGCCGAGCGCCACAAUACAUAGCUCAUCAAACGAUUUUGUGAGCAGGCCCGCGGUGAAGGACCCGUUGCACCGUAGGCCCUCGGAGGCCCCACAAGGGCCCCACCCUGUCUGAACACUGCAGGUUCCGUCCGCCUCCAGAAUGACGGUUGCCACGGGUGACCCCGUCGACGAGGCAGCGGCGCACCCGGGUCUGCCCCUCGAACACUACGACCCGGACCCGGACCACGAGUGCUGUGAGCGGGUUGUCAUCAACGUUUCGGGCUUGCGCUUCGAGACCCAGUUGAAGACCAUCUCCCAGUUCCCCGAGACCCUGCUGGGCGAUCCAAAGAAGAGGAUGAGGUACUUCGACCCGCUGAGGAACGAGUACUUUUUCGACCGCAACCGACCGAGUUUCGACGCCAUCCUCUACUACUAUCAAUCGGGAGGCCGGCUGCGUCGACCCGUCAACGUGACUCUCGACAUCUUCUCCGAGGAGAUUCGGUUCUACGAGCUGGGCGAGGAGGCGAUCGAGAUUUUCAGGGAGGAUGAGGGCUUUAUCAAAGAAGAAGAGCGGCCCCUUCCGGAAAACGAGUUCCAAAGACAAGUGUGGCUGCUCUUUGAAUACCCAGAGAGCUCGGGUCCCGCUCGCAUCAUCGCCAUCAUCUCCGUCAUGGUGAUCCUCAUCUCCAUCGUGAGCUUCUGUCUAGAGACCCUGCCCGUUUUUCGCAACGACGACGAGGAGAUGCACAAAGUCUAUCCGCCUCACUACAACCAGACCUACGUCUACACCUCGACAUACUUCACCGACCCCUUCUUCAUCCUGGAGACCCUCUGCAUCAUCUGGUUCUCCUUUGAGUUCCUGGUGAGGUUUUUCGCGUGUCCGAGCAAAGCCGGGUUCUUUGGCAACAUCAUGAACAUCAUUGACAUCGUCGCCAUCAUUCCCUACUUCAUCACCCUGGGAACAGAGCUGGCCGAGCGACCAGAGGACGGCCAGGCGGGCCAGCAGGCCAUGUCCCUGGCCAUCCUGCGCGUCAUCCGUCUCGUCCGGGUGUUCCGUAUCUUCAAGCUCUCCCGUCACUCCAAGGGGCUGCAGAUCCUGGGACAGACGCUGAAGGCCAGCAUGCGGGAGCUGGGCCUACUCAUCUUCUUCCUCUUCAUCGGAGUCAUCCUCUUCUCCAGCGCCGUCUACUUCGCCGAGGCGGACGAGCCGGACUCCCAGUUCAGCAGCAUCCCCGAGGCCUUCUGGUGGGCUGUGGUCUCCAUGACCACGGUGGGCUACGGGGACAUGGUCCCCACCACCAUCGGGGGGAAGAUCGUGGGGUCCCUGUGCGCCAUCGCCGGCGUGCUGACCAUCGCCCUGCCCGUGCCCGUCAUCGUCUCCAACUUCAACUACUUCUACCACCGCGAGACGGAGGGCGAGGAGCAGGCGCAGUACCUGAACGCCCCCAGCGUGCCUAAGGUGGAGUCGGCGGAGGACCUGAAGAAGAACGGUCGGAGCGGCAGUGGAUCCACCAUGAGCAAAUCGGACUACAUGGAGAUCCAGGAGGCGGUGAAUCACACCACUGAGGAGUUCCGCCCCGAGACCAUGAAGACAGGCAACUGCACCCUAGCCAACACUAACUAUGUUAACAUCACCAAAAUGCGUACGGAUGUAUAACCUGAGCUGAACGGCCUUUGGUUUGAUGAGGAGGUAUGUCUGACGGCGAGGGAGGAGGUCUUCUUCCUGCUGAUCUACAUGUGGGGCCCCAGACAGGGUGUCCAGAACAGAUCGGUCCAGGGGACUACGUGGGCCAGGGUCCCAAUAGGACAUGUAACAUCUAUCACGGGAUAACUGGCUGCCAUCCCAUUCCCCUUUUUUCAAACUUUCAGUGUCUGCAUGGAUUAUCUUUGUGACUAUUCAGUAAUCAACUCUUCUUACAGUGGUAGCCUAAAAGUAGCCUAACCAGUAAUAAUCAAUAGUAUAGAAGCAUUAAGUGUCCAGCGGUUGGCAUUAUCCUGCUCAAACUGCCGUUUCUAGAACUUGCACAAACAUAUGUUUUCCGCCUUACAAAAAAUGUAGUACAACGGUAAACAGGAGCACUAUCUCUUGCUCUUAUUUCCAGGAACCUGACUCCUCACUAGAUAGCACAGCAUCUCAAAGGUGUUGAACGCAUCGGUUCGCUUUUUCCCCACUAUAUCAGCCAAUUCUGAUCCCUGCCUUCUCAGAGGCGUGGUUCAUGGAUGACCACGCUACAAUCCCAAUCCACAGUAACACGAUACCUUUUAACUGCCAACUCUAACUUCAAGGGGAUGUAAGCACACACGCCAGAUAAGCCUCUGCCUCGCCCAGUGCCUGUCUGUAGUGUUUGCAGGUGGAUUAGGGGGCGGAAAAAAGCAUCUCCUUCCACGCAGAGAGAAUGUUCCAUUUAUUUAUUGAUAUGAGUAAAUUUGAUGUGCUACUUUUUUAUUGAUUACUGUCCUUCAGGAAUGGUAUGGAUGUGUGGAUGUUUCCCUUUGAGGUUGAGUGCCUGUUGGUUAAGGCAGGCAGACGGUUGGGAGAGACACUGCCCACCACAUCGGUAGUGUUGUGAGUGCCUACUAGGUCUACCCCUCUCUUACACUUCCAGCAAGUGUCUCUCCCCACCCCCCUUUUCUCUUUAACAGAACACUGUUAUUAACAACUGCCCAGCAACAACUGUCUGUUUUCCUACUUCAUAGCAUUCCAUUUUUGUAGUGAUAGAUACAAGAGUAUGUUUUUGAUAAAUCAUUUAUGUUCCUUUUUAUUUUGAGCAGUUAGCAUCACAUGGUUGAACUUUUAUGGCUGUGAACCUUGGUAGUAUAGAAUGUAGGCUACUACAGAUCAUUUAAUAUGUAGAUCAACGAUGCAUUAAUAAUUUCUAAGAGGCUUUCCAUUAGCAAAGACCUUGGACAAUUACAUAGAAGUUUCCGAAGCUAAAGAGAAUCAAUUUACGAAACAUAACAAGUUUGACUACUUAGCUAGACCAGCCAUGACAGAUUUGCAGUAUCCAUAUAUAUAUAUGUAGAGAGAUAUAUAGAUAUCUCUCUAUGUAUAUAUAUAUAUAUAUAUAUAUAUAUAUAUAUAUAUAUAUCAGCAGAGAGGGAUUGGCAAGGUGCAGCUCUAUUACUUUUAGUUUUGUUUAUCUUCAACAAAAAUAUUUCUUGUGUCAUCCCAAACCGUGUCAGUAUUGAUCUCAGAGGGGGGUUGAUCCUAUUAGAGAGAAAUCUUUUGAAGUUGCAACAAGCCAACAAUUGUUGACUAAAUCGAGACUAGACUAGAAUUUAUCGUGAUGAGACCAGACUGCAUUUAUUUAUUGAUUUAUUUGUAUUAAGUUCACCAAAGAAACCUGCCACAUGACUAAUCUUUGAUUGUAAAAGAGGACACAUUUUUCCAAAGUUUACUACUUCCAAUCCAUCAUACUAAAUUGUUUAAUUCCUACGGUACAAUUUGACAACGAUGAAAUGCUAGGGAAAGUUUGCCAGGACCUGCUAUAAGCCUAUUUCAUAAGCUUUUUAUCCAAAUAGCAUGCAUGCCCUAUGAAUUAGUCUUUGUAGCAUGCAAAGUGUGAAUGAUGUAAAAAUAACACAUCUAUAAGAGCAAAAGUACAUAUAUCUCUAUUUUUUCAAUACGACAAACACGACCGCUAAGUGCAAUAUAUAAAAGACAAACGUUGACUGGUUGGAUGUUGUAUGCCGAUUGACAAAUGCACCGAUUUAUUGUUAAAAACAUCUAAGUGAUGAGUGACAUUUAACCAGCUCCACUGUAAAGUAAAUAAUAAGGUGAAAGUCCAGAAGGUUAACGGCAAGAGGAAAAACAGAGAUGCAAAGCUGUGUGUCAAUUCUUCACAAGUCCAAAUUAGCCUCAGCUAGAAAGCCGUCUAUGCUAUCAGAUUCAUAACAACAGAUGUUGGUCCCCUAUGAACAGGAGAUGAGGGGUAUACAAGCCACGGGGCUGGUGUUCAGCAGAGUGGAUCCUAAUGCUCCUGGGGUGUGUCUUGAGUGGAUCUCUAUCGGAGCUGCAUGCCCUGCGACCACUGGAGAUGCGGUGUGUCCAUGUAGUGCAUC